GUAAAUCAGAAAUGUGUAGGGGAGGGUUAAUUGAAUUAAGAGUGGGAUGGUUUGGGCCAGGUAGGAUAUAUUUGGGUGCAAAUCAUGUAGAUGGGGCAGAAGGGUCUGAGGUGAGCUGGUGACAACACCUGGCCCUUAGGCCAGCCAAGGGCUUCAUUAGUGCCGAGGGGAAGACGGUUUUUGGAUUAUUGAAUGUUUAGAUGUUGAGUUAUUUUGAAUUAUUGAUUUCGGUUUUUGUUCAUUAAUUUUUGCCUCCAUACGGACCAUUUUUUUGUAGGGCCAUGUUGAAGGCCAACGGCCUUCCUCACAUCCCACCACUGCCUCCAAUCCUUCCACCGCCGCAAGGCUCAUCCUGGUAACAAUUGGUGUCAGAAGUAACCGGAGCGCCUCAACAGGGGGCAGUGUGGAAGAUGGGACCAAGAGCCAAGCCGGCCAAAGAGGGCGAUGCACGUCACCAGCAGGAAGAGGAACCGGCUGGAAGAGCACUACCUGCGCAAACAGACAUGGCUGACCAACUAACAGAAGAGCAGAUUGCUGAGUUCAAGGAGGCCUUCUCCCUCUUCGGUAAGGACGGCGAUGGCACCAUCACCACCAAGGAGCUGGGCACUGUGAUGCACUCUCUGGGCCAGAACCCCACGGAGGCCGAGCUGCAGGACAUGAUCAACGAGGUGGACGGGAACGGCACUAUCGACUUCCCAGAGUUCCUGAUCAUGAGGGCGAGGAAGAUGAAGGAAACAGACGGCGAGGAGGAGAUCAGGGAGGCCUUCCGAGGGUUUGACAAGAGCGGUAGCGGCAAACGGUAGCGGUAAACGGUGGCGGCGGCGGCGAUAGCGGUAAACGGCAAGCGGUGAACGGCAGCGGUAGCGGUUAGCGGUAAACAGUAGCGGUUAGCGGUAGCGGUAAACAGUAGCGGUUACCGGUAGCGGUAAACAGUAGCGGUUGCGGAAACGGUAGCGGUAAACAGUAGCGGUUGCGGAAACGGUAGCGGUAAACAGUAGCGGUUGCAGUAGCGGUUAGCG
Molecule: messenger RNA, 1019 nt
Organism: Gadus chalcogrammus (walleye pollock)
Lineage: Eukaryota; Metazoa; Chordata; Actinopteri; Gadiformes; Gadidae
Product: calmodulin-like
Exons: 1
Coding region: 411-803 (130 amino acids)
Molecular function (GO): calcium ion binding
Source: RefSeq, a predicted model, not a curated record